AUGAUGGAGAGAAUAUCAUCUCUCAGAGAAAACCCAACGAACAAUAGUAGCGUCAUAGACUACGAUGGAGAAUCCGUGCAUUCCAAGGGCUCUAACCACUCAAAAACAAGCUCGGUGGUUCUUGGAGGAAAUACAUUGCUAGGCCAGUUUGAAAGCGUAGCCUUCUUCUUUCUUGUUUCCAUAAAGCUACCAAAACCGGUUCCGAAUUUGCUAGUAGUACUUUUCAAUAUCAUGCUGCUAUGGCAAUCAACAAGUCUAGGAUGGGAAUCAGAAUUUGCUUGGGGUGAGAAUGGAAAAUUAGCUGCAAAAGUGAUUGCAGUUCCCCGAACGUUGGGAGCAAACUGGUAUCCUUAUCAAUUAUUUAUGGCCAUUUCCAUCAUACUGGCCGUUUUAGAAAUUAUUUCAAUGUUGUCAAUAUAUUUUGCAUAUAAGGCUCUGCAUCGAGGAAGCAAACAUUCAGAAAAAAUUAAGAACACAGUUCGGACUAUAUGCAUAUUGUUUGGAGUAUUUGGAUUGGCUUUCGUCUUCUCACUUACGUCGUUUUGGGCAUGCGAUUACUCUACACAAGGACUGUUCGAGGAUGGUGUUGCCAAGUAUGCUCUAAGAAGAUUUCCUGAAGUAGCAUGUUGGAACCCACUAAAUGGUUCAUUUGCAGUAAUUUCGUUGGUUUUCAUGAUCAUCCAGAUUCCGCUCACUUUUUUGGGGCUUAUUUUACUGAGCGACACUUGGGUGAACAAGCACACUUGGUUGAGUAUGGACAACCCCUUCUUAAUAGCAACGUGGGUAUCACUAAAUCAAGUGUACCUCAUCAUUUCUCAAGCCCUUCCUCCUCAAGCAUUUGUAGCAAGACCAAUACUGUACUUAAUAAUCUCUGUGAUCUUGUUUGCGUAUUUAGUUUAUGACCUACCAUUUCAUCAUAGGAUUGUGAAUUCAGUAUUUGGUGGAGUAUUUUUCAGUAGAAUUGGUGUCGCAAUAUCAAGUAUCGUUUCAUUAGAAGCAAAUCCAACCAAUUCUGAUGAUAUUGGAUUUGGAAUAUUGUUUGGAGUUGGAUUUGGGUCUUUCAUUUUGUUCUUCAUCAUUGGUUUUGCGGUUGUGGAAAUUUAUUCUCAAGUAAUUAGUAGAUACGUGGAGAGACGUCUUCGUGGAUUGAAGAACGACUCUUUGUCUAUAUCUUCAAGCCUCAAGGAGCUGGUUAACCCAAGAGCCUUGUUUCACUACAUGAAAUUUUCUAUUAAGAAGAAAAAUGACAACGAGCUAAUAUCUAACUUUAUUAAGGCAGCAACGAACCAGAGACUGGAAUUAGACACUUCGAAUUUGAUAAUAUCAGCACUAUAUAUAUUUUACAAAUUAGAGGAAGGUCACACCCCAAGUUUUGCUCUUCAUCUAUUGGCCAAAGCUGCCAAAAAGAACACCAACAUCCUCCAGAGAUACGCAGUUUAUCAGAGAACCAAAGAAAUUGAGGCCGAUUCCUCUCAAGGCAAAAAUUCUCUUGAACUAAGACAUAUCCUGAACACAGUAUCUAACAUGCAAGAAAAAUUGAGACAGUACCAAAAGCUAUUUUGGAAACACUUCGUUUCAAACGAAGAAAACAACGAAAAGGUUUACAAUCUUGUGAAAAUGAUGCAUUCGUUGAUGGAAAAUUCUACUACUACCUACAAUAAUCUACUUGUUAAUUACAAUAACAACGCACAGGUGUUGAGAAGCUAUGCUCAGUUUCUUGAAGAGUUUUUGUUUGAAUCCGAGCUUUUUAAUUACUGGAAAUCCAUCAAUGGAUGUGAGUUGAGGCAUAAUGAGUACGAGUUUUCGCUUGUAUUGAGGAUCAUCAUAAAUAGGAUUGCUUCUAAAGUAAACGCUGGUGAGCUGUUUCAAAGGUGCUAG
Naegleria lovaniensis is the source of this 1878-nucleotide messenger RNA. RefSeq lists its product as uncharacterized. The transcript is spliced from 3 exons. NCBI's taxonomy places the organism in Eukaryota, Heterolobosea, Eutetramitea, Acrasida, Naegleriidae. Bases 1 to 1878 code for a protein of 625 amino acids. The record is from RefSeq and is a predicted model, not a curated record.